Molecule: messenger RNA, 1244 nt
Organism: Sipha flava (yellow sugarcane aphid)
Lineage: Eukaryota; Metazoa; Arthropoda; Insecta; Hemiptera; Aphididae
Product: ubiquitin domain-containing protein UBFD1-like
Exons: 5
Coding region: 323-1165 (280 amino acids)
Molecular function (GO): cadherin binding; RNA binding
Source: RefSeq, a predicted model, not a curated record
CGAAAAUUUUCAUAUCAUCCACACGAGUAAACAUUGUAUAAUGCACAAUAGUGCUCAUCAUGGCAUCGUGACGAGGUAAAUGUUUGAACGUGGUCGUCAUCACAAGAGUCGUAGACCGUUUCGCUGCUGCGAACACGAAACAAAGUAGAACCGUAACUGUCUACGGACGCACGUACGGAAACGCCAUUAAACAGUGCGCACAGCUCGAUGUAGCUACUGGACCGUAAGACCACUAAUAUUACGUAUUUUAGACAGCGCAAACCGUUGGGUAGGUGUACUGUGAUUGUACCUGCUGUCGGCGGAUCCGUUCCUAGACCGUUCGAUGGAGACACCUGAAGAGAUCAACGGUCUCAAAGAAACCGUGGUUGCGACCAAAGUGGCCAAAGAUGAAACUACUGUGACCGAAGAUGAGACGAUUGUGGCCAAACACGAUGAGACCACAGUGGUCGAUAGUGAUAUGAAAAAAGAAGCUUCCGAUGCCAUUGAUGAGUCUCCUCCUGUUGAAUUUACCAUAAUCCAUAACAAAGAUAAAUACACAGUUUCCAUGCCACUGUUGUCUACAAUUGGUCAGCUCAAAGAUAAACUGGUUGACAUGAUAGGUGUACCUAGCAAGAUGCAAAAAAUCAUGAUCAAAGGUCUGGCAAAAGAUGACCAAACUUUAGAGUCUUUGAAUGUCAAUUCAUCUUCCAAAAUUAUGGUAGUCGGUGCCAAGCUACAAGAUAUUGUAGCCGUAUCAGUAGCAAAUGUGGAUGAGGACUCAAAUGCGGCCAAAUCUAGUUCAACGGUUAAAGAACCAUUGUGUAAAAAGAAACUACACAUGAAAGUGUUAGAACGUGGUAUACCAGAUGAUGCAAUGGUUGGAAUUUUAAAUAUUAAGGAUCCAUUACCACCUUACCCUUUAAGUGGAAUGCUUAACAAACACGGGGGAAAAGUAAGACUGACAUUUAAAUUGGAAUUGGAUCAACUUUGGAUAGGUACUAAAGAGCGAACUCAAAAAAUAGCCAUGAACACGAUCAGACAUGUAGUUAGUGAACCUAUCGAAGGACAUGCUGAAUAUCAUAUAGUGGGUUUCCAGUUGGGCACGACAGAAGCUUCUCGUUAUUGGGUAUACUGGGUACCAGCACAGUAUAUUGACUCCAUAAAAGAGGCUAUAUUUGGAGGUUAAAUGCGUCUUGUUAUUAUUCUAGUCGUUUAUUUUUCCUUAAAUUACUUAUUAUUUUACAUUAAUUUAAAAAGAAUAUAUU